Messenger RNA from Dryobates pubescens (Downy woodpecker), 739 nucleotides. It is a transcript of the gene EMSY, whose product is annotated as EMSY transcriptional repressor, BRCA2 interacting. The transcript is spliced from 6 exons. Lineage: Eukaryota; Metazoa; Chordata; Aves; Piciformes; Picidae. Bases 158 to 739 code for a protein of 193 amino acids. The record is from RefSeq and is a predicted model, not a curated record. Gene Ontology annotation, biological process: regulation of DNA-templated transcription. Gene Ontology annotation, cellular component: nucleoplasm.
UGGCCCGGGGAAGCGCUGCCGCCGCCGCCGCCACUAAACAAACCCGAGAGCGGUACUGGGGGGGAGGAGGGGCCCUGCCGCCGAGGAGCCUUUCGAUGUGCCAGGCACGGCCGGGCAGCGAGGCUGAGGUCUGUGGGAGCACAGACAGGAGGCAGAGAUGCCUGUGGUGUGGCCAACUCUUCUGGAUCUCAGCAGAGAUGAAUGCAAGAGGAUCCUUCGCAAACUGGAACUGGAGGCAUAUGCAGGUGUCAUCAGUGCCUUACGUGCACAGGGAGACCUUACGAAAGAGAAGAAGGAUCUUCUUGGAGAACUCUCUAAAGUGCUUAGUAUUUCCACGGAGCGGCACCGCGCCGAAGUUCGCAGAGCAGUGAAUGAUGAACGGCUAACGACCAUCGCACACAACAUGUCUGGACCAAACAGCUCUUCGGAAUGGUCUAUAGAAGGUCGUCGCCUGGUGCCGCUGAUGCCCCGGCUCGUUCCGCAGACGGCUUUUACCGUCACCGCCAACGCUGUUGCCAAUGCAGCUGUUCAGCACAACGCCUCUCUUCCAGUUCCUGCAGAAACUGGGAACAAAGAAGUGGUGGUUUGCUAUUCCUACACAAGUACCACUUCAACCCCAACAUCUACCCCUGUUCCAAGUGGCAGUGUAGCAACAGUGAAGUCCCCCAGACCUGCCAGUCCAGCCUCCAAUGUAGUCGUCUUGCCAAGUGGAAGUACUGUUUACGUCAAAAGUAAGUGA